Molecule: messenger RNA, 1888 nt
Organism: Plectropomus leopardus (leopard coralgrouper)
Lineage: Eukaryota; Metazoa; Chordata; Actinopteri; Perciformes; Serranidae
Gene: fah
Product: fumarylacetoacetate hydrolase (fumarylacetoacetase)
Biological process (GO): L-tyrosine catabolic process; homogentisate catabolic process; L-phenylalanine catabolic process
Molecular function (GO): fumarylacetoacetase activity
Source: RefSeq, a predicted model, not a curated record
GCGCAGCUGCUCAGUCUCUCUGUAAGGUUGAGUGGAACACCACUGCUAAGGAGAAGAUGUCCUUCAUCAAAGUUGAUUCAUCGUCGGAUUUCUCCUUCCACAACCUUCCUUACGGAAUAUUCUCCACACCUGAUAAUCCCAAAUGUCGCGUUGGUGUUGCCAUUGGAGACCAGAUACUGGACCUGAGUGUGGUCAAGUCCUUGUUUCGGGGGCCUGUGAUGUCCAAACAUCAGCAUGUCUUUGACCAGCCCACACUGAAUGCUUUCAUGGCUCUUGGUUAUGAGGCGUGGAGGGAGGCCAGGAGGACCUUGCAGGAGUUGCUGUCAGCCAGUGAGAGCACACUGAGAGAUGACGUCAGCCUUCGGAGCAGAGCAUUUGUCCAUCAGAGUACAGCCACCAUGCACCUCCCUGCAGAAAUUGGUGACUACACCGACUUCUACUCCUCCAGAGAUCACGCCACCAAUGUCGGCAUUAUGUUCCGGGGGAAGGAGAAUGCUCUGAUGCCAAACUGGUUGAGGCUUCCAGUGGGAUACCAUGGAAGAGCAUCAUCAGUGGUUGUUUCUGGGACCCCCAUCCGCCGGCCCUCAGGCCAGAUGAGACCUGACCAGACAAAGCCUCCCAUGUUUGGCCCGUCUAAGCAGUUGGACAUUGAGCUGGAGAUGGCCUUCUUUGUUGGAGGAGGGAAUCAGCUCGGGGAGCCCAUUCCCAUCCAGAGAGCCCAUGAACACAUCUUUGGCAUGGUACUCAUGAAUGACUGGAGUGCCAGGGACAUUCAGGCGUGGGAGUAUGUUCCUCUUGGUCCUUUCCUGGGGAAGAACUUUGGGACUACCAUUUCACCCUGGGUCAUCCCAAUGGAGGCGCUAUUACCCUUUGCAGAGCCCAACCCCAUCCAGGAUCCAGAGCCCCUCCCGUACCUGCAACACCCUGACGCUUACACCUUCAACAUCAACCUUUUCGUGUCACUAAAAGGACAGGGCAUGGCAGAGGCAGCAACCAUCUGCAGGUCAAACUUUAAGUACAUGUACUGGACCAUGAAGCAGCAGCUCACCCAUCACACAGUCAACGGUUGCAACGUCAGACCAGGAGACCUGCUGGCCUCCGGAACUAUUAGUGGACCCGAUCCUGGGAGCUUUGGCUCAAUGCUGGAGCUGUCAUGGAGAGGAUCUAAGAGCAUUGACCUGGGAGGAGGAGAGACCAGAACUUUCCUGAAGGACGGAGAUGAAGUCACUAUCACAGGUUACUGUCAAGGAGAUGGAUACAGAGUGGGCUUUGGACCCUGUAUGGGGAUCAUCCUCCCUGCCCUGCAACACUGAAACACACUUCCUCUCAUUAAAGUAGGCAUCCUUUUGAAGAGUGUAAAUAGUGAAAGACAAACCGACACACCUGAAGUAUUUCACCAUGUUUUGACAUCAACUGUCCAUGAAUGGAGACAACUACAACCAAAACCUCCGCUCGCACACUUUCCCACACACCGACACACAUCUCUUUCUCUUAAAAUGACACGUUUCCAGCGUCUUUUAAUAACUGAUUAGCUUUAUUCAGUUUCAUUCAUCUCAGAGCUCUGUAGAGUUGUGACCUUGUCAAAGAAAUCCUCUGUAAUAUUCAUCUAGCAGAGGGAAGUGCCUACAUAACGUCACAUCAGUCGUGCUGCUGUAGCAGGACCACUGUUACUGAUAAUUUAUAUGGGCUAGCCUGAUUCCUAAUGAAUUCAUCAAUUUUUUAACUCACUGCACCCAUGCACAGCUCAUUUAGAAUUCCUUACAGAAAUUACAAACUCUUUAGACAUAUUUGUUACUUUAAGUAUACAUUUUGUAAUAUUCUGUUUUUUUUUCUCAUCAUCAAAUCCUGUGCAGAGCCAAACCAACAAUAAAUUGAUCCUACUAAACAA